CUCGGAGACCCGGCGGAGGUUGGCAGAUGCCGCUUAGCGGAGAGACCAAACACGAGGGCAUGGGACGACAUCACAGUCGAGUCUGAGUCGACGGCAGGGUACUUAGUCAGGUUCACCACGGAAGCAAGCAUAGCUCGGCAGCAAUUCGGCGUAUCGUACAGUACCUUAGAAUUCAGAAACUGUAGCAGUUUAGUAUAGUAGAACGCAAUGUCCGUCUUCACACCAGCCAUUGACACCCAGGCCUUCGCCGCCACUUCUCUGGCAACGACCGUCCUUCUCGUCAAGUUCUUGAUGACCGUUGGUAUCCAAGGCGGCCACCGGUUCAAGGCUGGCUCCCGACCCCCAGAAGAUGCCAAGCUGGGCUUGGCCAGCAAGAUUGGCAAGGGUGUUGUGCAGAACUAUGGCGUGGGUGAGGCGGAUAAGAAUGAUGACCCGAAGGUUAAGAAGGCCAAGAUGGACAGUCUACGAUGGAACAGAAUCGUCAUGAACGAUCUUGAGAACAUUCCUUUUGGACUGAUCGCUGCAUGGUCGUCUCUGCUGGCGCCUUUCAGCGCCAAAGUGCACACGGUGUUGGUGUUGGGAUUCGCUGCUGCUCGUGUCUUCCACACGAUCGUGUACGCAAAGGAACUCCAGCCUCAUCGCGGAGCGGCGUGGGGAGCUGGCUGGGUGUUCAUUUUCGGUCUCGCCGCGAAUGGCCUCCUUGGGGCUCUUUCUCUGCUCGCAAAGUAAGCUGUCCAACGAAUGAUUUGGCUUCCCAUAAUCUGGAGGUCCAUAUCACAA
This is a messenger RNA of Fimicolochytrium jonesii, 780 nucleotides long. RefSeq lists its product as uncharacterized. The coding region runs from base 208 to 729 and encodes 173 amino acids. The record is from RefSeq and is a predicted model, not a curated record. The transcript is spliced from 5 exons. Gene Ontology annotation, cellular component: membrane. NCBI's taxonomy places the organism in Eukaryota, Fungi, Chytridiomycota, Chytridiomycetes, Spizellomycetales, Powellomycetaceae.